GCAAGAGAAGAUUUUAUUAGUUAUUCACAAGAGCAUUAUUAAGCGCUUCAAGUUGGUGUUUGGAAGAGAGGCGCCCACGAGUUGUUCCCUUUAGCAUGCAAGUACUGUUGCGGAGAGCCAUACAGAGAACUCUAGCAUUUCCUUGUGGAACGCUAAGGAUAUCCGCAGCUCUGAUGGAUACGGAAAGGCAGAGGGCCGGUAAGCCACGGAGGCGUCAGAGAAGCUCAGGUGCAAGAGCCGCUGCAGCUGCUCCUGUCGCCCCUGCUUCCCUGGGGCUCAGGCCCACCAUCCCGCAGUUUCAGCAGCAAGCCAACAUGUCCAGCACCACGAAGGAAAGCCUGACAGAGGCCACUUUCGCCUCCUUCGAGCUGUCAGCGGCGACUUUGAGGGGUAUCACAGAGGUGAUGGGAUACACAAAUUGCACUAAGGUACAAGCAGAGACUCUGCCAGCCACGCUCAGAGGCUUGGACGUUGUCUGCAAGGCAAAGACUGGAACAGGGAAGACACUGGCUUUCCUCAUCCCAGGAAUUGAGAGGAUGCUGGAGGCGCCUGCUGGAAGGGGCAAAAUUGCAAUGCUGGUAAUCAGUCCCACGCGUGAGCUCGCAGCUCAGAUUGCUGAGGAGGCCAAGCAGCUCACAAAGCACCAGAACCUGGCUGUUCAGGUGAUGUUUGGCGGCACAAACAUGAACAGGGAUAUCACUGACCUGCAAAGGAGAGUGCCUGAUGUGCUGGUGGCCACGCCUGGGCGCCUGCUGGAUCACCUGCAGAACACCGGCACGCUGCCCCCCAUGCUGAGCAAUCUGCGCAUGCUUGUGCUGGACGAGGCCGACCGCUUGCUGGACAUGGGAUUCAGGCAGGAGAUUGAGAAGCUUGUCCGGAUGCUGCCGCCCAAGAACGGGCGCCAGAACAUGCUGUUCAGCGCGACAUACCCCAGCAACAUACGUGAGCUGGCCGGCAUCGCUCUGCGCCCAGAGUACCAGGUUGUCGACACUGUCGGGGAGGAGGACACGCACGCCGCAGAGACGGUGCAGCAGCAGUACAUAGUCACGUCCAUGGAGGAUCAGAAUGCGCAUCUGCUUGCAGUCAUCCGGCAGCACAUGAGCGAGGACCCCAGCUUCAAGAUCAUGGCUUUCUUUGUGACGGCGCGCGUGACGCAAUUCUACUGCGAGCUCUUCCAGGCCAUGGGCAUCCCCGUGCUGGAGAUGCACUCGCGCAAGAGCCAGGCGCAGCGUACCAAGGCGGCCGACCAGUUCCGCGCCAGCAAGGGCGGCUGCAUCAUGUUCAGCUCCGAUGUGUCUGCGCGCGGCGUCGACUACCCCGACGUAUCCCUCGUUGUCCAGCUGGGCCUGCCCAUGGAGAAGGCGCAGUACGUGCACCGACUGGGCCGCACGGCGCGCGCCGGCAAGAGCGGCAAGGGGCUCAUCAUCUUGGGCGACUACGAGUCCAACUUUCUCAACUCCCUCUCUGACCUACCCAUCACAGCUGCGCCGAGCCCCUCGCCCCAGGUCUUCGCUGGAGCCCAGGAAGCCGUCGAGGCCGGCCUGGCCGCUGUUGCCUAUGCCUCCAAGGCACAGGCUUACAGGACCUGGCUGGGCUUCUACAAGGGCUUCUGCAAGAUGUGCAAGUGGGACUCAACGCGUCUCAUCCAGGCUGCCAAUCAGUAUGCAGUCACUCUGGGUUGUGGUGCACAGCCCCCUCCGAUUGAGAAGAGGACAGUUGGCAAGAUGGGCCUGAAAGGUCAGUGCCUACCAGCCAUUCUCCUAAUGCUGUGA
Molecule: messenger RNA, 1772 nt
Organism: Coccomyxa subellipsoidea C-169
Lineage: Eukaryota; Viridiplantae; Chlorophyta; Trebouxiophyceae; Coccomyxaceae
Product: DEAD-domain-containing protein
Exons: 12
Coding region: 96-1772 (558 amino acids)
Cellular component (GO): mitochondrion
Molecular function (GO): RNA helicase activity; ATP binding; nucleic acid binding
Source: RefSeq, a predicted model, not a curated record